Knipowitschia caucasica is the source of this 1728-nucleotide messenger RNA. NCBI's taxonomy places the organism in Eukaryota, Metazoa, Chordata, Actinopteri, Gobiiformes, Gobiidae. The record is from the annotation of a GenBank genome assembly.
AUGGACGGCGUGCUCCGGUGUCUGGCCGUGACUGCCCUUCCUCUGAUUGGCUGCGUCCGUCCUGAGAAAAGGGUGGGGUCCUUUGGGUGCUGUGGCGAGGGCGGGGUGGGGUCCUUAGGGUGCUGUGUGGAGCAGGGUGGGGUCCUUUGGGUGCUGUGGCGAGGGCGGGGUGGGGUCCUUUGGGUGCUGUGGCGAGGGCGGGGUGGGGUCCUUAGGGUGCUGUGGCGAGGGCGGGGUGGGGUCCGGGUGAGGUCCUCAGGGUGCUGUGUGGAGCAGGGUGGGGUCCUUAGGGUGCUGUGGCGGGGCUGGGGUGCUGUGGCGAGCAGGGUGGGGUCCUUUGGGUGCUGUGGCGAGGGCGGGGUGAGGUCCUCAGGGUGCUGUGUGGAGCAGGGUGGGGUCCUUAGGGUGCUGUGGCGAGGGCGGGGUGGGGUCCUUUGGGUGCUGUGGCGAGGGCGGGGUGGGGUCCUUAGGGUUCUGUGGCGAGGGCGGGGUGGGGUCCUUAGGGUGCUGUGGCGAGGGCGGGGUGGGGUCCUUAGGGUGCUGUGGCGAGGGCGGGUGAGGUCCUCAGGGUGCUGUGUGGAGCAGGGUGGGGUCCUUAGGGUGCUGUGGCGAGGGCGGGGUGGGGUCCUUAGGGUGCUGUGGCGAGGGCGGGGUAGGGUCCUUAGGGUGCUGUGGCGGGGCGGGGUGGGGUCCUUAGGGUGCUGUGGCGAGGGCGGGGUGGGGUCCUUAGGGUGCUGUGGCGAGGGCGGGGUGCUGUGGCGAGGGCGGGGUAGGGUCCUUAGGGUGCUGUGGCGAGGGCGGGGUGGGGUCCUUAGGGUGCUGUGGCGAGGGCGGGGUGGGGUCCUUAGGGUGCUGUGGCGAGGGCGGGUGAGGUCCUUAGGGUGCUGUGGCGAGGGCGGGGUGGGGUCCUCAGGGUGCUGUGUGGAGCAGGGUGGGGUCCUUAGGGUGCUGUGGCGGGGCUGGGGUGCUGUGGCGAGCAGGGUGGGGUCCUUUGGGUGCUGUGGCGAGGGCGGGGUGAGGUCCUUAGGGUGCUGUGUGGAGCAGGGUGGGGUCCUUAGGGUGCUGUGGCGAGGGCGGGGUGGGGUCCUUUGGGUGCUGUGGCGAGGGCGGGGUGGGGUCCUUAGGGUUCUGUGGCGAGGGCGGGGUGGGGUCCUUAGGGUGCUGUGGCGAGGGCGGGGUGGGGUCCUUAGGGUGCUGUGGCGAGGGCGGGUGAGGUCCUCAGGGUGCUGUGUGGAGCAGGGUGGGGUCCUUAGGGUGCUGUGGCGAGGGCGGGUGGGGUCCUUAGGGUGCUGUGGCGAGGGCGGGGGUGCUGUGGCGAGGGCGGGGUGGGUCCUUAGGGUGCUGUGGCGAGGGCGGGGGGUCCUUAGGGUGCGUGCGCUGGGUGUCCUGUGCUGUGUGGAGCAGGGUGGGGUCCUUAGGGUGCUGUGGCGAGGGCGGGGUGGGGUCCUUAGGGUGCUGUGGCGAGGGCGGGGUGGGGUCCUUAGGGUGCUGUGGCGGGGCGGGGGUGCUGUGUGGAGCAGGGUGGGGUCCUUAGGGUGCUGUGGCGAGGGCGGGGUGGGGUCCUUAGGGUGCUGUGGCGAGGGCGGGGUGGGGUCCUUAGGGUGCUGUGGCGAGGGCGGGGUGGGGUCCUUAGGGUGCUGUGGCGAGGGCGGGGUGGGGUCCUUAGGGUGCUGUGGCAGGGCGGGUGAGGUCCUCAGGGUGCUGUGUGGAGCAGGGUGGGGUCCUUAG